Agrilus planipennis (emerald ash borer) is the source of this 6048-nucleotide messenger RNA. RefSeq names its product ubiquitin carboxyl-terminal hydrolase 32 (gene Usp32). The transcript is spliced from 19 exons. NCBI's taxonomy places the organism in Eukaryota, Metazoa, Arthropoda, Insecta, Coleoptera, Buprestidae. Gene Ontology annotation, cellular component: Golgi apparatus. Gene Ontology annotation, biological process: protein deubiquitination. The record is from RefSeq and is a predicted model, not a curated record. The coding region runs from base 173 to 5608 and encodes 1811 amino acids. Gene Ontology annotation, molecular function: calcium ion binding; cysteine-type deubiquitinase activity; protein binding.
UGUCGAAAGGUUGGCAGUGGUAGAUAACGUCAAGAGUAUUCCCUGUUCAUUUCCUGCUGCAUAAAUAUACGUAGUUCAGGUUAUUAAAAUACUAGAAGUGAAUGUCAACAGAUUAGUUUUUGUCUAGAUUUUUGUGUAAAAAUGUAAAAAUCGAGUUAAUUUGUUGUCGUGUAUGAUGGGUGCAAAAGAUUCCAAACGUAGUUGUUUGAGCUAUGAAGAUGCCGUUAAACGAAUGACAGAUGUGGAAUUCAAGAGGGUGUGCGAAGCCUUCAAGAGAUUGACUGGGGGUGGUCAGUUGUUAGGAAAGCAGUCAUUCACUCAAAAUGUUCUUGGUGACGGAGUACCGGUGUCCAUAGGAGAAUGGCUGUACACUGCGUGCGGUGGAACCCCCCGAGGGAUCGCUCUCAGAGAUCUCAUCUGCGGGUUGGUUCUUCUCACAAAAGGCUCCCAAGAAGAAAAGAUAAAAUUCUUAUGGACCCUCUACUGCAACGAUUCUACAGGCUACAUCACCAAAAAUGAGUUUAUGAGUGCUCUACAAACUGAAGGUACGUUGCCAACGUGCUGCUCUGAUAAGCCCAACAUAGAGUAUACAGUACGUUCCUUAUUCGGAAUUGGUCAGGACAAAGUGGGUUUCGAUCAUUUCCACGCCUGGAUCCAGUAUAACAAGAGUGCUACAAUAUUAUCGAGAUGGCUGCUGGCAAAUCCAUGUGUAUCACUGAGUUCCGAGUUAGAAACUCCCACUUUUUAUCAGACCCUCGCCGGAGUGACGCAUCUCGAGGAACAAGAUAUUUGCGAGUUAGAGAAAUGCUUCUGGUCCUUAACCAGUUCGUCUCAAACAGGACAACUCGAUCUAGAAUCUAUAAGCGCCCUUGUAAGCCCUCCAGUACCCGUCAGCGCAUGCGUAGGAUUAUUCAUGGCCCUAGACGUAAACGGAGACGGUCACGUGGACUUCAAGGAACUAUGUUGCGGUAUCUCUGCGGCUUGCAGGGGACCCAUUGCGGAACGCGUUAAAUUCUGCUUCAAAAUAUUCGACGUAGACAAAAACGGUCGUCUUAACACGAAAGAACUCCAAACCAUGAUCGAAAUUCUCUUUUUCAUAGCAAAAGAGAACAAAUUGUUCUGCUCGUCGCAGACCAACAACAAACAUACGUUCAGCACCCUAGAGAGGAGAAGUUUCAGUUCCCAUAAUCGUGCUAGUUUUGUGAUCAAAUCUAGCAAUGAAAAAUUGAAAGAGAACGACAGUGAGACAAAGGGAAGGAAAGAUUGUCUCAUAACUGAUAUUGUUAAACUGCCUCCUGACGCCAGAACAAACGAAGACAUGAAGGAAAAAGAAAUUGGGCUAAUGCUGAUCGAUAAUUCGAUGGCAUACGCUCAACAGACCCUCGACGAAUCUCACAUAAAGUCCUUGCAUGGUCUGAAAGCACGACUGGACGAACGAGGUCAUUUAAAUCAAGAAGAGUUUCUCAUUUGGGGAGUGGACAAUAAUCCUUUCAUAUCUCCACUGCUGGAACUCCUAUUUGAAGUGGGACACGUGUGCCUAGGCCUGAAACCCCACUGUCGACAUCACGAAUAUGACAUUGUUAUGGGAUGGUUGUCGAGAGAAGAAAGCAGAGGCUACCAUGUUGGACAGUUCUGGUACUUGGUGUCAUCGGAUUGGUGGCAAUCCUGGCUUAACUAUACCACGGCAUCGAAGACCAGCUACGAUCAUUGCAAUUGCAAAGCAGACAAUAGCAGGAUAGCGAUAGAAGAGGGCAUCGUUUGCGAUGAGAGCUUCAGCAGCACGGAUUACACAUCCUCUCACUCUAAUGAGCUGACCUCCAAUAGCACGGACUCGAUGGGUGACCUCCUGAGUCGUGGAGACAGUUGUAGUAUAGCAUCAAGUUCAGGGGUAUCCAGCAGUUCAGGAAACGGCUCAAAACGUCAACAAAACAGCCCGGGCCCCAUUGAUAAUACAAACCUUGUUGCAGAACCCGUUAUUCGAGCUGGGACGCUUACAGGAGAAGGUGGUCGAUUAAAGAAAGAUACUCCUCUGGUUCAACAUAGAGACUUUGAAUUGGUACCGGACUCGUUAUGGAAGGCCUUAGCUCUCUGGUAUGGCGGUCCCUUACCCCUUCCCAGGCAAGUUAUCAAGCCUCCUGGGAGCACGGAAGUCGAACUAGAACUUUACCCCUUAAAUUUGAGGAUAUUACGGCACCAAAGUCAACAACUAAACUCUACAGCCUCUUGGAACAGUGUUGUGGGAGGGUAUGGAGCUUCUGGUUUAAACUCAGCAGGUAUUUCGGCGUCUCCAGUGAUGGCCCCACGACGUUACCUAGCUCACACAGCCGCCUUCAGCAGGCUCGCGACCGUUCGUCAAGUGAUUGAAUUCCUGUCAUCCCGUCUGGGAUUCCGGGUUGAAGACGUUCGUCUUUGGUACGUCAGGGACACUGCGAUCCCUCUGGAGGACGAAAACUCUACAUUGCAAGAGUUAGGAGUCCAAGACAAUGAUCAAAUUCUACUCGAGAAAAGAAACAAAGACCUUACUUGGCCCGAAGAGCUUGGUGCUCUCGCUUCUGGUAACGUAGGAGGUUCGUACCGUGACCGACGACCCACUGUGGCUCUGCCGCCCGGGGCAACAGGACUUCAUAAUCUCGGCAACACCUGUUUCAUGAAUUCAGCCCUACAGGCUGUUUCCAAUACUAGACCGCUAACGUUGUACUUUAAACGUGACAUGCAGCUGUGCGAAUUGAAUACUUCAAAUCCGUUGGGGACAAAGGGACAGGUGGCUAGGAAGUAUGCGGAGUUGUGUAGAGAGCUUUGGGCUGGGUCGACCAGAAGCGUUGCGCCUAUAGGACUACGAUGUUGCGUAACGAAACACGCUCCUCAUUUGAGCGGCGGUGGACAGCAUGAUUCACAAGAACUUCUGGCGUGGUUACUCGACGCCCUGCACGAGGACUUGAACAGGGUGACAAGGAAGCAGUACACAGAACUCAGGGACUCUGACGGUCGUCCCGACGCCAUCGUGGCCGACGAGGCUUGGCAACAACAUCUUGCGCGAGACCAUUCUAUCAUCACCGAUCUGUUUUAUGGGCAACUUAAAAGCAAGGUCACCUGUCAAACUUGCGGUAAUGAGUCAGUACGUUUCGACGCCUUCAACCUCCUCAGUCUGCCUCUACCCAUGGAGAGUUACACUCUUUGCGAAAUUUUAGUUAUCCGCUUAAAUGGCGAAAUGCCUGUCAAAUAUGGCCUGCGAUUGAACUCAGAAGCAAAAUACUUGGAACUGAAGCAUCAACUGGAGCAACUGUGCGACAUACCGGGCGACAGACUAAUGCUGGCCGAAGUGGCAUCUUCCCAAAUCAAAACGGUGCUCGCCGAUGACGCCCGAAUAAAUCCCGGAACUGCUACCGAGCUCUAUGCCUACGAAUUGCCUGUGCCUUGUACCGAAAUCGUCAACGGGACUUUGGAUCCUGAGCCAGAAAUAGAAACGUCGCUGAGCCAGAGUCCACUGGCACGAAGCCCUGAGGUAAGCGGCGGUUCGACGCUUUGCAUGCCCAACAUUCUUUGUUUCAAGGCAGAAGUUGACAGAAACUGUGAAAAUCGUUCUUUUACAAAAAUGGGAGGUUCAGCAAAAUGCAGAAGACCCUCGGCAGCCCCACGACCCACCCUCCCACGUUCAGAUAGCGUUGAUAAAGUUCCAGCCUAUUUGGUAGCAGUCCAUCGAAAAUGUGUUCGUCAAGAGACAUACUUUUUGUCACAACACAAGUUAAAACCCAGCCUCUUUGGAAUGCCUCUGCUACUGGGCUGUAACGCUAAUAGCACUUGCAAAGACCUGUACGAAAUGGUUUGGAAACAGGUCACGCGCCUUCUUAGUCCACUGCCUCAAAGCGACCAAACAAAUCAUGCAACUGAUUGUGAUGAUUCAUUGGGUUACGAAUUCCCUUUCACUCUGAAAGCCGUCCUCCAGGGCGGCCAAAUUUGUGCCUUAUGCCCCUGGACGCAAUUUUGUAGGGGUUGCGUUAUCUCUUACUGCGACGAAAACCUUUUCAACAUAUGCAAAACUGCGAACAGUAGUGGAAUGUGUGUUGCUAUCGAUUGGGAUCCUACUGCUUUACAUCUUCGGUACCAAAGCAGCAGGGAAAAAGUCUGGCAUGAACACGAGUCAGUGACAAUUUGUAGAAAACUCCAUACAGAACCAAUCGAUUUAGAUUAUUGUCUGAGGGCUUUCACCUCCGAGGAAAGACUGGAAGCGAAGUAUCACUGCUCUAAAUGUCAAGAGAAACAGCCUGCUACCAAAAAGCUGCAGAUAUGGAGAUUGCCUCCCAUUUUGAUAAUUCACCUCAAAAGAUUCGACUGCGUAAACAGCAAGUGGGUAAAAACGCAAAAAGUAGUUAAUUUCCCAUUUAAGGACUUCGAUCCCACACCUUAUUUGGCUGCAGUCCCACAGGAAACAAUCAUACGUCAUCGGCAGUUACUCAAAAAACGAAAAAAUAAAAUUUUGAUUGAAAAUAACAGAACACCCCCAACUAAAGGAAAUGUAAACGAGGAAGAUGUCGCUUCGGUAUUAGAGAACGAUAAAAGCGUCAAAAUCAACAAUAUAGACGAUCCAUUUUUGGACAUCAAGGUUCCAGAUAAAGGUGAAUGCGUGAUUGUAGGCGAAAAUAGCGAGUCCGCCAGCGAAACCAGUCGAUUAGUAGAUAGCGAGGAGAGUGCCGAUGAGAUAGGUAACUGCUCGAUACCGUUCGGGCUCCCUAAAGGGGGCAGCAAAAUGCGCGAACGUCUCAUUUCUACCAGUCUACAGAAAACGCCCAUUAAUGACGAAGAUCUAAAAGACUUCCAUGAACACAAACUGUUACCAGGACAAGACCCUUUCGACCUCAAGUAUCAACUCUACGCAGUUGUGAGUCAUUCAGGUCUACUGACUGGCGGCCAUUACAUUUCAUACGCCUGCAACCCCAAUGGUCACUGGUACUGUUACAAUGACAGUUCGUGUCGAGAAAUCCCUGCCGAUGAUCCUCCUGUCGUGGUCGACUAUUCGGCCACUGGGGGCGACGUGCCCGUAUCGUCUCAAGUUGCGCGCAUGCCCUACUCAAAGCCAGUCAGUCGUAGCGCGAACGCCACGCCCGUAAUACGUCGUAAGACGUACACGAACGCGAACCGAGCGUCGUUGAUGACGACUUCCCUGUGUGAAAGGGGCGGCAGCGAUUCUACAGUCAACGCCAGUCGUGAUUCUGCGUCGUCAUGCUCGAAUCUCGAAAACAGUAGCGCGAGCGAGAGCAAUUCGACGAUCACGCCUGAGAUCAGCGCAGUUGGCGUUGAAACGUCGUGUUGUGCUACAGACUCGACGACAUCUUGCGACGAUCGUUCUGACGAGGUCGAUGGCGCUCGAUGUCGACCUAUUGUUGAGGCCGAAUCGUCGGUGUCGUUGAAUGAGUUUAGGUGCGCUUAUAGUGACGCGAAAACGCCCAAGAUCGACACGAGCAGUGCAUAUAUCCUAUUCUAUGAACGUUCAGGUCUCGAUUAUCGACCUUAUUUGCCUGAGAUUGUAUCAAAUGGACCGGUCGCAGCCGUUGAUCCGGAAAUGGACGAGAGCGAGUCGGAACUGAGGAAGCAGCUUUGUGCCAUACAGUAAAUCCCCGCCGCUUUUGGUCUGAUAUAAUGAUGGUACUACUGCUUUCUUCUGAUUCUUUGGCCGCUUCGUUUCAAGGUAUAAACAAUAUGAAACAAAAAGCUCCCAUAACAAUGUAAGUUUUGGUUUUUCUUCUUUUAUUUUUCUUGUGUUAUUAACUGAGCGAGUUUCCUUUAUAAAUAAAUAGGAAUGAAAAUAUACUGAAUGAUGAUUGUCUAAAGAUUUCUUUUAAUUGGGACCAGAUAAUUGGCAUUUCAAACUAAAAUUUGGACAAUGUUAUUAAUUAAAAACAGUUAAAAUUCUUUUUUUUUAGCAUUAUGUAAGCAGUUCAUUAAAAACAUUUACCAAAAAGUUUGUGGUUUGCUGGUGUGCCAUUUUAUUAUCAUCAGAUAUCGCAAUUUUGAGACUGUAUUCAAAAUCUGCCAUUUUAAUUAAUAAUAAUA